Papilio polytes (common Mormon) is the source of this 1793-nucleotide messenger RNA. It is a transcript of the gene DEF8, whose product is annotated as differentially expressed in FDCP 8 homolog. The transcript has a single exon. NCBI's taxonomy places the organism in Eukaryota, Metazoa, Arthropoda, Insecta, Lepidoptera, Papilionidae. The record is from RefSeq and is a predicted model, not a curated record. Bases 247 to 1572 code for a protein of 441 amino acids.
UGUCACUGUCACAAAUAAAAGCAAUAAUUUACAACAAUGACAAAUACACAUAAUCGUCUUUGAAUCAUUAAUAUUCAUUCCAAACAAAGGAAAGGGAAGUCGCCAUACGUAACAUGUGUGUUUUUAAAUGAUAUUUGCACUGGAAUAUAAAAACUGCAUAUCGAAAUAUCGAAGGACGACGUGUUUAACAAUGUUAUACUGGAUUUUGUUACAACGCGACUUGUAAUAAGUUAUUAGUAAAUUACGAUGGCCGCAGCCUUGGCAAACGACUCGCCCAAGUAUCGCAAUAGCUUAAUAUGCUGUAGCCCGCGCAGCGCCGAUGUCACAACGAGAACUGCCUCAUCAUCUUCCACAUCAGGAUGUGUUUCAGCGGACGAGAGCUACGACUCCAAUUACGUGCCGAAAUCGAUCGCAAAUAAGAAAUUAAAAAUCCACAGUUCUGCAACACGGGAAGAAGUAGAAAAAGCUAUAAAACAAUGCAAAGAACUUGUUUUGAACAGUCCUCAGUGCUCUGACGAGCGGAAAUGGUUGGUCAGGUACUUAGUGGAAUUGAGGUUGCGUUUGGAGGAUUUAAAAGACAAUGAUGGUGAGCAGAGAGUCAAAGUAUCCAUAAAAGGUCAUCACUUUGAACAGCAAUUGAAUCCUAAUAACAGAAAACAGUAUUGUGAUCAUUGCAGUGGAGUUAUUUGGAGUAUAGUGCAGUGUUCAUACAUUUGCUCGGACUGCGGCUACUUAUGUCAUUACAAAUGUGUUGAUGAUAUAUGUAGGAUGUGUGCACAUGUAGUUAUGACAGAGAAAGGUCAAUUUGAAAUGAACAUUUGCCCGGAAAAAGGUCUUUCAGCGCAGGAUUACAAAUGUGCGGAAUGUCAUACUGCGUUAACAUUCAAAGAUUCAUGGAAUGAACCGAGGUUAUGUGAUUACACUGGGUUAUAUUUCUGCGCUACAUGCCAUUGGAAUGAUUUAUCUCCGAUCCCUGCGAGAGUUGUACACAAUUGGGAUUGGGAGAAACGUUAUAUAUCAAGAAUUGCAUAUCAAAUGUUAACAUUAUCUUGGACAAGGCCAUAUAUAGAUGUUGAAAAUGUAAAUUCCAAGUUGUUUAGUUUUACGGCUGAGUUAGAAUGGGUACAUAAAAUGCGAAAGGAUUUAGAAUGGAUGAGAAGGUACCUAUGUGCGUGUGUUGAAGGCAGCUUAUUACUAUCUCCAUUAUUUAUCCAACUAGGUGACGUAAACAAGAAGUACAGUAUGUCUCAUUUACAAGCAAUCAAUGAUGGUACAUUAGAAACUCAGCUGACAGAGUUAACUGAAGUUUGUCGAACACAUAUAACAAAUUGUGCGUUAUGUUCAGGUAAAGGAUAUCUAUGUGAAAUUUGCAGUAAUAAUGAGAUUUUAUAUCCGUUUGACAGUGGCGCCAUCAUGUGUGAGAAAUGUAACUCAAUGUACCAUAGAGGUUGUUGGCUCAGAAAGGGACAGAAAUGUCUUAAAUGCAUGAGAUUAGAAGAUAGGAAGAAGACGAAAGAAGAAAGUGAUGUUGAUACCCAUUUAGAAUAUGAUAUAGACAAAUUUGUUGAAUAAUACAAAUGCAAUUGUACAUAACGUUAAAAUAUUUAUUUAUUUAACAUUUUCAUGUUAACAUAAUUGCUUUAAGUACAUUUUAAUGCAAUAUAUUGUGAUAGGACAAAUAACAUUGGCAUGGUGCUGUACAAAAAUAAAGAGAAGCUUUAACAUAAAAUAUGUCUUUGAAUUUAUUGAUUCUGUGGUUAUAGUUGCGGCUUAAAUAAAUUCUUUUUACUCUA